GAUCUGUCAGCCGAAGUGCUUUUGAAAUUGAUUUAAUUUUUUUUUAUUACAUAGCACAGUUUUCAAAAAUAUUUCAGUGCCUGACAUUCAAAAAUGAAAAGGACCGUUUUCAGGUUUGACAGACAGUUUUCUUUCUUUUUUUUUUAAACUUACAAUUCAGAGCCUGGGUAAGUUACUUUAUAAUCAGCUUAGAUAAGGAACAAAUCAGGCUGCAGGCUGAUGGCAGAGCCUAUUUUUAACGUUCCCCUCCUCACCUGGCACAUCAGCUUUAAUUUUUUCUUCGCUGUGAGAGCUCAGAGAUGGAAUAAAUAACAACAAACAAAGCAGAUGUCACCUUCAGCACUAGUGCUAAAGCAAAUAAAAUGACUCAAGAAAAAUCUAGCUGAAGUCAUUCCUGGUAAGAAACAGCACAGCUGCCCAGUGCUUUGUGUGGAGAGUGGGUUUCCCAAGUGAUGCUAAGUCUUCCCUUAUUGCUACCUACAGGUGAGGGACUUUUCUCUGCAGUCAGGAAACACCAAGCAUGGAAUGCAUCCAGUUGGAACAUACCAGGGGAAUGGCCACCAUUCAACCCUUUGGGUGAAACAGGCACGGUACAGAGCACGAGAAGCAAAGUGAGUUCCCUUGCUAUGUCUGGCUGCUGUGUCCGUGGGAGAUCUGGAAGGCAGUCCAGAGAAAAUACACUUCAUGGAAGGAAUGAGAAGAAGCACAUGGCUGGAGAAUGCCCAGGAAGCAGAGUGUGUCCCUUCAGGAACAGAUGGGACUAGCUUGCAUGCAGAAAUGUGCCUGCUGUUGUUUGUUCCCUGCUGUAUUUCAGGAAUAAAUGAUUCUUGUGCCACUUCAUAAAUAAACAGGAUUAUACUGGAGUUAGUGGCUCCUUUUUUCAUUUCCUCCUUUUCAAAACAUCAUAAGAAAGCUAGGACUUUGCAUAAUUAAUAAACCUUUCAGCAUCUUUUCCGCAAUUAGGCCUGAAAAGACCCUUUGUAUCUCAAAGCAGGAUGGUGAGAGAUGUGCAGCUGAAGAUCCAUCCAGGACCUGAGGAACCAAGUCUGUGCUCAUGGAAGUGAGUCACAGACUGUGACCCUCAGACUGAUUUCUCAAUUUCACCUUGUCUUGCUGUUCUUCAGGGUGUGUCAAUGGUAAGGACAGAACAAGGUGUUCUUUGGCUGUGAGGGUUUGUGCUCCUAGUAUGGAUGCUGCACCUUAAUUGUGAGCUGCACUCAAGUGCAGACUGGUUAGGGGAAUUUUUAUUGCUAGAUGUUCAGGAGGUGGAGAUCACGAGACUUCUGAAUGCUGGAUAGGUUUAACAAGAAGAGCCGUAGAAAAAUAAUGAAGUGGUAAGUGAAUCAACUAGUAAUUGUAAUAGCUAGGAGAACUGCAUAACCAAUGUGGAUGGUGCUGAGCUGUUUUUAAAACUCCUUACUUGUUUCAUAAGGCUUCAUUCUUGCUGGUAUUUGAAAUCAAUACCAAUUUUCUCACACCGCUCUUCAAUCUACUUGAGUCUUCAAGCCUACACUUCAACGCUGAUUACAUGUGGCAGACUGCAAAUGGUCUCAGGAUGUCUCACUUUGUACAAACAGCAUUUGACAGUCCUGAGCCCAAGGAGGGAAGGUACUGGGAGAACUGGGAGGCUUCCUGAACAUGCCUUCCCUCAAUUCAAACACCACGAGCACAGAUUGAGAAGUCUCUCAGCCCUUUCCUAGUGCGGAAUUUCUCUAGGAAGUAGCACCAAAUGGAAGAUAGGACUUCUGGAUUCCUUCCCUGCUAUUCUGUGCUGAGCUCUGCCUUCUGGUAAGACCUGUGCACCUCCUGGAAGAAAGUUUUCUUCCUCCUGCACAAGUGAAUUCAUCUGAAAGGUGAUAUAAAUGUAGAGAUAGCAAUGAGUUCUUAAAUAACAUUCAUCAAAUUAGGUAGGUAGAAUAAGUGAUCAUUACUCUGCCUUCAGCACAAGAGUACAUCAGUGUGCUCUGCAGACAAUAACAGUGGUGAGUGCAGAGAACAGAAGGUUUCUAAGCUAUAUUGUGAUUAUUAUCAAUUACUCCAAGGCAUUUUAAUCUAGAGAGAAAACGUAGAAAAUGAAUCACGGGCAGAAUAAUAAUUUCAGUUCGAAAGAGACCAUCUUGCCCUGGGAAUGUAUGGUUUGAGUGUGGCUCCUGGGUGCUGUGUGCUAAAUCACUUGUGAGGCAGAUGUAAGUGAUUGGCUGGCACAGAAAGCAGCUUCAGAAGCCACACUGUAAACAGAGCAGUGCUGCGAGGCUCUGAGGAAGGCACUGCGUGCAUUGGAGCACUGUGACAGCGGGGAACAGAGAGCACUGAGACCACACACUGCUCCCAUCUCUGCUUCCAUCUCUGCCUGCUGUGGGCAAGGACUCCAUUAAGGCAGAGGGGAGGGCAGCUCUGCUUCGUUAUCAUCCCUGGGCAUUUCGUUUGGAUGAGAGUUGAGAAGGAAUAUUUCCAUGGGUACGGGAUGAGAAGCAUGAAAAGGUGAUUUAAAGUGGACGACCUGUCUGGAGGUGCUGGUGUUGCUGGCAAACAGCAGUGCUAAGAGUUGGAGGAAGAGGAUGAAGGCAGGUGCCCUCCUGAACCGAGCUACCUAUCAAAGCUGAGAGCAACUGCUGGAGUCGUACUCCUGGGAAGAACAACAGGAAUUCAGGGGUGCCAUGGAUUCAGAAGCAGAAUUAUAGCUGUUGCCAAGCUGCCUUAAAACGGAGAUAGGACACUACUGGAAAACAACCUAAGAAAGAACAGUUUGUCCUGGGAAAGCAGGUGGCCAAAAGGCCGUUCCUUCCUUGCUCCAUUACGCUCUCUGGCAGUGUUCUUGUCCGUAUGUGCAAGAGCUAGGAAAAGCCUAGGCAGAUCUGUAGCCAAAACAAAAGAAACCACUUUGAAAAAGGUUUGGAGCAUUCUUGCAACAUGGCUGACCAGGAGACCGAGGACUUAGCAGCAGAAAGCCUCUUGGCCAAGUCUAAGAUGCAUCCCAGCCUCCCACCGUAUGACAUGGAUGACCAGCUCCUUCCCAGGGAGCCACGGAGCACCUGUGGCUGCUGGACAUGGGCUUUGCUGAUAGCCACCAUGAACCUCUUAGUCUUUUUCAUCAACUUGCUCCUGAUGCUUGUUAUCUUCACCAUUGUGUUGCUUCCCACCAUUGUGGUCGUUUACUUUGGCUUCCAGUGCCACUCUCGGGUGCUGCACUCCACUGCCCGCUACUGCAGAACCAUCCUGGAUGACAACAGCUCCUCGGCCCUCAUCAUCCUGGGCUUCGUCAUCAUGUCGCCCCUCAUCGUGGUGGCCAUGGCCACCUACUGCAGCCUGGCCAGGCGCCUUCGCCUCCUCAUGUGCUUCCAGCCGUGCAGCCGGGCCCUGUACAAGGGUGUGAAGUGGCGCUGGUAUGAGGAGGGCGGUCUGUGCGGCUGUGCCAGGGGCUGCAGCCCUCAUGUCAAGGCCUGGGUUUGAGCCAGAGGUUCCAUCCCACCCAGCGUGCCCUCCUCCCUAUCCUGACCCUCCCCGCUGCCUCCCAGCAUCACCCUGAGACCCCUGUGGAGCUGUGCUCGUUGUGAGCAAGAGAAGUGUUCGUGAGCCACCUCCUAUAGCUUUGUCUAUAACGUAGUAGAUUGCUGCCUGCCACCAGGGAGUGAUUGUCAGUGCAGCUCCUUGGUGUUAAAGACAACGUGCAACAGAAUGGGAACUCCUCCAGGACCUGCUGUGCUCAUGGCAGCUCUAUUUCCAGUCUUGACAGCAUGGUCACAGAGGUCUCCUUGGGUUUGGCUGCUGCUGGGGAAGCAUCCAACCAUAAGGAAGCAGCUGGGGUUUCCUUCAGUGCUGGGCAGUCCCAACCUCUGUAGGUCACUGCUUUUACAGUGCUGGAGAUCUGCAGAGUUCCUACGCACCAGAUGUUCUUCCCCAGUUAACAACUCCUCUUUCCCAUAGCCUGUAGCAGUGCUAUGCUCGUUUUCCUGUCCCUGGGCCAGGUUGUUGGGCUGGCUGCAAAUAUACACACUGUUCUUUGGGUCUGUCCCCCUCCAGCUGCUGAUCUGAAGCGUGCUUGUCUGGUGAUAGCUGGUGGGUAUUAACCUGCAAAUCACUCUUUGUCCUUUGCUGUGGUUUUGUUCAGCUCCAUUUUAAGGCUCCUGGCAGGACAAGCUGGAGAUCUCCAGUGGCCUCAGGGUCACUGCAGGCUCUUCCAGGGCUGGGUAAGAGAUCUCAGAGACAGUGCCUUGCUCUGAGACACCUGGAUGUAGCAUGAGUGCUGCACAAUGCGAAGAGUGGAUGUGAGAAGGUAUGGCAGCUGGGUGUAGGACUGUGUGAUGCUCCAGGUGGUCCCACUGGAGCAGGUUUGGACCAGAUGAUCUCCAGAAGUCAUCCCCAGCUGUGUUGUGAUGCUUUUCUUUAAGUCCCAAUGGGUUCAGGCACAGCAUCAGUGGGGCUGUGUGCUGCUGACCGCUGCGAGCUCCGUGCUCCCCCCGCUGCUCUUCCUGUCUGCCAGCUAUUGCCAUUGCAAGUGCUAUGUGUGAAUAAAGAUCAUGCUGAAUCUCCACUGGAGGAGUUUCUGUUCUGUCUCAUAGUACAGGCUGCACCAGAACCAGCUGGCUGCAGCCCAUUGCAAACUCUUGUUCUAUCCUCAAAUAAUCAGUGGUGGCUACGGAUGAAAGUGGAUUGGAUUGUAGCACAGGCUGGUACUCAGCCCAGCCACCAAACAGAUGGGGACAGGGAAAGCUGGAGGUAAAUCAAAGCUGGAGCUUUGAGCAGUUAGAGCCAUUGGUUGGGGCUUUGGCCAUUGUGUUGUUUUGUGAUGGUUAUAGGCUGAACUCCGGACUCCAGCAGAGCUCUGUGCUGUUGGCCAGCAGUGUAAUAUAUCAGCUUUGCUGACUCCCUCUGAAUGUACAACUGAGCUGUUCUGCCAGCCCUUGUCACCAUUUAGUCCAUUCUGGCAGCUGCAGCAAACCAGUCUCAGCUAAAUCACCUUCACAGUGCUUCAGGUGAAACUGGUCUGAUAUGUCUCAUUUACAGUUCAAAUUACUGCUGAAUGCUUCUGUGUACUGAGUGAACAAGACUGUUCCAGCCCAUAGCCUGAAUGGUUGGAGGAACACAGAUUUUUGCAUUUUAAGGCUAUUACCAUUGUUACAGGACUUUGCAGGGUGGGAGCACAGAGUAAACAUUCUUGUUCUUUUCCUGGUCUGACCUGAACUCACUUCCCAGGGUGCAGAACCUGACCAAUAACUCUGCUGGAAGUCCCCUUCUGCAGCUCCAUAGGGCAUCUUGCAGAAUAUCAUACAGUGUAUAUGCA
Messenger RNA from Phasianus colchicus (ring-necked pheasant), 5281 nucleotides. RefSeq names its product transmembrane protein 278 (gene TMEM278). NCBI's taxonomy places the organism in Eukaryota, Metazoa, Chordata, Aves, Galliformes, Phasianidae. Gene Ontology annotation, cellular component: plasma membrane. Gene Ontology annotation, molecular function: PDZ domain binding. The record is from RefSeq and is a predicted model, not a curated record.